Messenger RNA from Anoplopoma fimbria (sablefish), 3059 nucleotides. Its product is annotated as WD repeat-containing protein 47-like. The transcript has 16 exons. The coding region runs from base 225 to 2879 and encodes 884 amino acids. Gene Ontology annotation, molecular function: protein binding. The record is from RefSeq and is a predicted model, not a curated record. Lineage: Eukaryota; Metazoa; Chordata; Actinopteri; Perciformes; Anoplopomatidae.
CAACCGCGAGCUGUGUACAAGAAAGACGGGCAGAAGGGACCUUUCCGGAGACGCUGGCUGGGAUUUGAACACACCAACACCUUCUGUCCUGUGCUGUGCUUCGUAGCUCCUGUGGCAUUUCGGAGACUGCGGAGAAAAAAAACAAAACAGCGACGACUUUAAUGCGGCGUGUCGUUGGCGCAGACUGACAGCCUGCUGUAAGCUACCACCACAGAUCUGUAAUCAUGACGGCAGAGGAGACGAUCAUCAGCAUCAAGGAGGCAGAGGUGAUCAAGGUGGUACUGGACUUCCUGAACUCCAGGAAGCUGCACAUCAGCAUGCUGGCCUUAGAGAAGGAGAGCGGCGUCAUCAACGGACUCUACUCUGACGACAUGCUCUUCCUCAGACAACUCAUUCUUGAUGGGCAGUGGGAGGAGGUGAUGCAGUUCAUUCAACCUCUAGAAGGAAUGGACAAGUUUGACAAGAAAAGGUUUCGCUACAUCAUUCUGAAGCAGAAGUUUCUGGAAGCUCUGUAUGUAAAUAAUGCUAUGUCUGCUGCUGAAGACCCUCAUAAUCUGGAGCUCACCAUGCAAGCAGCAGUCAAAUGCCUCCACAGCGUGGAGGGGUUCUGUCCGACCAAGGACGACUACAGCAAGUUGUGUCUCCUCCUCACCCUGCCGCGCCUCACCUCCCACGCAGAGUUCAAAGACUGGAAUCCAAGCACGGCACGUGUCCAUUGUUUUGAAGAAGCCUGUGCUAUGGUGGCUGAGUUCAUCCCCGCGGACAGGAAGCUGAGCGAGGCGGGCUUCAGGGCGAGUGGAAACCGCCUGUUCCAGCUGCUCAUCAAGGGGAUUCUUUACGAGUGCUGUGUGGAAUUCUGUCAGAGUAAAGCAACUGGUGAGGAGAUCACAGAGGGUGAGGUGUUGCUAGGUGUUGAUUUGCUCUGCGGGAACGGCUGUGAUGAACUGGACUUGUCGCUGCUGUCCUGGCUGCAGAAUGUCUCUCCAGGAGCCUUCUCCUGCGCCUUCCAGCAGAAGACCCUCAACAUCCACGUGGACCGUCUGGUGAAGCCCAGCAAGGCCGGCCACGCCGACCUCCUCACUCCAUUAAUCAGCCGCCUGUCCCCCUGCACCACCUCACCGUUCCACCAUAGGGCUCAUUCGGCGGACACCUACAUGUCAAGAUCCCUCAACCCGGCUUUGGACGGCCUGUCGCACGGUCUGGCAGCCCAGGACAAGAGAAGCAUGGAGGCGAGAAUGAAGUCCGCCCUCAGUCGGAGCCUAGUGGAGAACAAUUUGCAUCAGCAGGACGAUUCGCCUGAAAAGAAGCACUCACAAGGGCUGGAUGGACCGAACACCACACGCACACCCCUGACCCCUGGAAAAGAUGGUGGGCCACCCUGCAGCGCAGAAACAAAUGAGAAUCCUGACUCCACAGAGCAAAUCCAGGAGUAUUUCAGGCAGCGUCUCCGUGUGCAGCAGCAUCUGGAGCAGAAGCAGCAGCAGAGACAGCUUUACCAGCAGAUGCUGCUGGAGGGAGGGGUGAAGCCACAGGACGGAGCUCAAAACAACCUGACUGAGGCCUUCCUCAGUAGAUCCAUUCAGAAGUUGGAAGAGAUGAAUGUUGGCAUAGACCACAGAGGAGAUGAGGGGAUGACACAAUGGAACGGACUGACGGGGAGCACCAGCACAUCCAGUCCUAGAACCAGCAGCACCCCAGACACUGGGCCGCCAAGGGAAAAGCCAGGUGGAGGGGUGAGCAGCACUCCGUUAGGGACCGGGAGCCACGGCUUGCCUUCCCUCAGCGAGUCCCCAGUUCCUGCCAGUCAAAGUGUUGAGAAGAUAAGAGGAUCCGGUCCCACAGGCCAAGAUGAUUCUGGCUGCUCUGCAACACGUAACUCACAAGAGCUGGGGAAGUCCAAAGCACAGUUUGUCAAAGUGAACCAGCUGGAGGACACACAGGCUGUGCGUGCAGUGGCCUUCCAUCCCUCUGGAGCGCUUUACGCUGUCGGCUCCAACUCAAAAACCCUGAGAGUCUGUGGCUACCCAGAGACACUGAACAUCAAUGGUUCUGGUGCACCCAAACAGCCAGUGGUACGCUUUAGGAGGAACAAACACCACAAGGGCUCAAUCUACUGUGUAGCCUGGAGCCACUGUGGACAACUGUUGGCUACUGGCUCCAAUGACAAAUUUGUCAAAGUCCUGCCAUUCAAUGCAGAGAGCUGCAAUGCCACAGGCCCAGACCUGGAGUUCAGCAUGCAUGACGGCACCAUCAGGGACCUGGCCUUCAUGGAGGGCCCUGAGAGUGGAGGAUCCAUCUUGAUAAGUGCAGGGGCCGGAGACUGCAACAUCUACACAACAGACUGUCAGAGAGGACAGGGGCUUCACGCCCUGAGUGGACACACUGGUCACAUUCUUACUCUGUACACGUGGGGAGGAUGGUUGAUUGCCUCUGGCUCCCAGGACAAAACAGUGCGGUUCUGGGACCUGCGGGUGCCAAGCUGUGUCCGGGUUGUGGGCACAACUCUGCACGGCUCAGGAAGUGCAGUCGCUUCAGUGGCGGUGGAUCCCAGCGGCCGCCUGCUGGCCACAGGUCAGGAGGACAGUACCUGCAUGUUGUAUGACAUCAAAGGAGGCCGCAUAGUUCAGACGUACCGCCCUCACAGCAGUGACAUCCGCUCGGUGCGCUUCUCCUCUGGAGCCCAUCACCUUCUCACCGGCUCUUACGACAACAAAGUCACCAUCAGUGACCUUCAAGGUGACCUAACAAAGCCCCUCCCUCAGACAGUGGCAGGAGAGCACUCGGACAAGGUGAUCCAGUGUAGGUGGCACCCCCAUGACCGGACCUUCCUCUCCUCCUCCGCAGAUCGAACUGUGGUGCUCUGGGCCCCGGGCCCCUGAGCUGUUCUCUGGAGAGACACUGGUUAACAAACAGCAGCACUGGGAAGCACAAGAACACAGUGUCCACACUUCCCAGUAUGGGAUCGCUUCCUGCUGCGGUGUGCGUUGGUGUGCACACACUGUGAGCAUCAAGCUGUUUAUAUGCUGCUCAGUUAAGAGUUAACCUUGUGUGUGUUUGUG